Molecule: messenger RNA, 2297 nt
Organism: Anoplopoma fimbria (sablefish)
Lineage: Eukaryota; Metazoa; Chordata; Actinopteri; Perciformes; Anoplopomatidae
Product: acidic mammalian chitinase-like
Exons: 11
Coding region: 50-1486 (478 amino acids)
Biological process (GO): carbohydrate metabolic process; chitin catabolic process
Cellular component (GO): extracellular region
Molecular function (GO): chitinase activity; chitin binding
Source: RefSeq, a predicted model, not a curated record
UCAGUCCUCUUUUCUUGACAAGACAAGAGCACAUCCAACCGGAACCACCAUGAGCAAAUUAAUUCUAAUUGCAGGUCUUUGUCUGUCCUUUGCCAGUUUGGUGUCGUCCUCCAGAUUGGUGUGUUAUUUCACCAACUGGUCCCAAUACCGACCUGGUAAUGGGAAGUUUAUGCCUCAAAACAUUGAUCCAAACCUGUGUACCCACCUGAUCUAUGCCUUUUCUGGUAUUAACGAGGCAAAUGAGUUGGUCACCAUAGAAUGGAAUGAUGAUGAACUGUAUAAAUCUUUUAAUGGACUCAAACAGAGGAAUCCAAAUCUUAAAACACUGUUGGCAGUCGGAGGCUGGAACUUUGGAACACAGAAAUUCACAACAAUGGUGUCAACACAAGCCAACCGAAAUACAUUUAUCCAGUCUUCUGUCAAACUACUGAGAAAAUAUGGUUUUGAUGGACUUGAUUUGGACUGGGAAUACCCUGCGUCUAGAGGAAGCCCUCUGGAGGACAAACAGAGAUUCACACUGUUAUGCAAGGAUCUACUAGAGGCCUAUCAGGCUGAGGGAAAUGCAACUGGUCGGCCCAGAUUACUGGUCUCUGCUGCUGUGUCGGCUGGGAAAGGAACUAUUGAUGCUGCUUAUGAAAUCGCAGAGAUGGCAAAGUAUCUGGACUUUAUUAAUGUGAUGACGUAUGACUUUCAUGGCACCUGGGAGAGUGUGACAGGACAUAACAGUCCUUUGUACAAGGGAUCCCAAGACACCGGGGAUCAUGUUUACUUAAAUACUGACUUUGCCAUGAGAUAUUGGCGGGACAAGGGAACACCUGUAGAAAAGCUAAAUAUGGGAUUUGCGACAUAUGGGAGGACAUUUCGACUGUCUACUCAAUCCAGUCAGGUUGGAGCACCAACCAGUGGUCCUGCUGCUGCUGGUGUUUUUACAAGGGAAGCAGGUUUCUGGUCCUAUUUUGAGAUUUGCACUUUUCUUCAAGGGGCCACUGUCCAGCUGAUUGAGGAUCAGAAAGUUCCGUAUGCGUUCAAACAAAAUGAGUGGGUUGGAUAUGACAACAAAGAAAGUUAUAAGACUAAGGUUCGUUACCUGAAGGACAACAGAUUUGGAGGAGCUUUUGUCUGGGCUCUGGAUCUGGAUGACUUUAAUGGACAGUUCUGUGGACAGGGAAACUACCCCCUCAUCAGUUACCUCCGCUCUCUUGUAGCCCAGGAUCUUCCUCCUCUUCCCACUGGAGCGAUCACCCCAAAUCAAGUGACGCCGUCUACAAACAAACGUCCACCUAACACAACACCUGCUCCAAGACCAACAAUCCCUUCUUCAUCCACAUUCCAAGACAAUUUCUGUGCUACAAAGAUUGGUGGGCUUUAUGCCAAACCUGAUGCCCGAGGUUCCUAUUAUAGCUGUGCCAAUGGCAUCACCUGGAUCCUAAACUGCCCAGCUAAUUUGGUCUAUGACGAAAGCUGCAAGUGCUGUAACUGGCCCUAACCAUUCAACAAGUUAUAUAUAUAUGUUCAAAAGUGAGCAAAAACAUAUUCUUCACAAGUAUGAAUAAUUUGUUUAGAUAAUUUGACAAUUAAAUUAAAUUAAUUAUUUUUUUUACAGAAGUAUAACUUAGGCAUAAUAACCAUCCUGUAACUGCAUGCAACAUUAUUUUCACAACACAAAUCAUAUUCCCAAAACUUAUACUUGUGGUAUGAGGAAGCAUCACAACUUGUAUGUUUAUCUAGGUUAAUACUGACGUAUUUUACUGCCUACUGGCACUGAUAGACACCAAAGAAUAUCAAAUUGACCUACUUUCGGAAGACGUAAAAAGUGAGUGCUGAAACACGUGUCUAAAUUGAAAUGCAUUUUUUGGUGUGCAACCUCAUUCAGUGCUUACAAUUGAUCUGUGUUUUGAGUUCAAGAUAAUUAUAAAACAAAAUGAUUGCAUUUAUAAAAUUAACACGCAACGCUCUCCAGAAACACUGUCCCAAUUAUUUUAGAUAAUUCACACAACACACACUGUUGCUGUUGUAUUUCUAAAAUGUAAAACAAAAUUCAAUUCACCUCCAAUGUAUUGGGGAGCUGCAAAUGCUGUAAUGCUAGGGACCAGCAGACAUAGGUGAAAAAACAUUGGGAUUUUCUUAUUUUACUUUUUACUUUAUUUGGGUGAAUUGACCUGUUUGUCUUUGUUUUUAACGUUAUACUAAAUAAUCUGCCACUUUGAAGGUGACUGUUUGAUCAUUGCCAGCUUUGGUAAGUUUAUAACAUGUAUGAAUGAUAAUAAAUUAAAGAAUAUUUUUGGGACAGAACAAAA